Messenger RNA from Angiostrongylus costaricensis, 621 nucleotides. NCBI's taxonomy places the organism in Eukaryota, Metazoa, Nematoda, Chromadorea, Rhabditida, Metastrongylidae. The record is from the annotation of a GenBank genome assembly.
AUGUGGUACGACGCCAUCGGCCUGGCCGAGACGAGAAGACGCCAGCCUUUCAACGCCGUCUAUGUCACCGGAGAAGAACUGUUCCUCGGACCAUACGACAAUAGAGGAGUCUGUGGCGCCGGCGUUCUCGUCAACGCGAGUUUGUCCAUGAACAUCGAUUCAUUCGAACAACUUGCAACCCGAGUCGGACGUUUACAAUUAAGAAGACAUGGAUCAAUUCCUGCUUUGACGAUCUUCCUCGUUCACGUUCCGACAUCAAACUAUGACGAAGAAGAAGUCGAAGCGUUCUAUAUGGACUUGGAGAAGUUCUACAGAGAAGACCACACAUUCUUCAAGGUCAUCAUUGGAGAUAUUAACGCCAAGACUGGACCGAGAAAAACGUUUGAAGAACGUCACAUUGGGACCCACGGAUUAGAAUGGAACGAACAGGGUGAGCGGCUAUCUAAGUUUAUCAUGGCGACCAGUACAAUCCAUGGCAACUCGCAAUUCCAGAAGCUCCACCCUCAGCGCUGGACGUGGGAGUCUCCCAAUGGAGAGUACCAUAACGAAAUAGACCACAUCAUAGUAAAUAGAAGGUUUUGCCUAACCGAUGUCGCUGUUGUUCCAAAAUUCUACACGUGA